AUGGGUCUUAGAGACAUUGGUGCUUCACUUCCCCCUGGGUUUCGCUUUUACCCGAGUGAUGAGGAGUUGGUCCUUCAUUACCUUUACAAAAAGAUCACAAAUGAAGAAGUUCUCAAGGGUACCUUGAUGGAAAUUGACUUGCACACUUGCGAGCCAUGGCAACUCCCAGUUUAUGGUAGCUAUGAACUGUAUAUACACCCAAAUGGAUGGGUGUGA
Sphenostylis stenocarpa is the source of this 216-nucleotide messenger RNA. The record is from the annotation of a GenBank genome assembly. NCBI's taxonomy places the organism in Eukaryota, Viridiplantae, Streptophyta, Magnoliopsida, Fabales, Fabaceae.